AUGUCAAAGGUAAGUUUUAGAUUACUAGAAGAAUUAGAAAAGGGAGAAAAGGGUCUUGGCCCUGAAUCAUGUUCUUAUGGGCUAGCUGAUUCUGACGAUAUCACUAUGACAAAAUGGAACGGUACGAUUCUUGGUCCUCCUCAUAGUAAUCAUGAAAACAGGAUAUAUUCGCUUCUAAUUGAAUGUGGGCCUUCGUACCCAGAUCAGCCACCAAAAGUAAAAUUCGUGUCGAAAGUUAACUUGCCAUGCGUCGACUCUCAGACAGGAGAGGUUAUAAGAGAAAAGUUCCAUACUCUAAGGGACUGGAAGAGAUCAUAUACAAUGGAAACAGUGUUACUAGAAUUACGCAAGGAAAUGGCUACUCCUGCCAACAAAAAGUUGCUACAACCACAAGAGGGCACCAUCUUCUAA
Molecule: messenger RNA, 411 nt
Organism: Kluyveromyces marxianus DMKU3-1042
Lineage: Eukaryota; Fungi; Ascomycota; Saccharomycetes; Saccharomycetales; Saccharomycetaceae
Gene: MMS2
Product: E2 ubiquitin-conjugating protein MMS2
Exons: 2
Coding region: 1-411 (136 amino acids)
Biological process (GO): DNA damage tolerance; protein K63-linked ubiquitination
Cellular component (GO): nucleus
Source: RefSeq, a predicted model, not a curated record